AUGAUGUGGCUGAUCAGUUUAUCUUUGACCCUGAUACGUCAGACCCACGAGCUGUGGGUGGGACUCAAAACUUUGUACGAGUGCGUAAGGAAUACUGUGCUGGCACAUCUGAAAGAGACUGAUGGCAGGGUCGUCAUUGUGCGGGCAAGGCGCCAGGCGCGGGAGGACCGGGAGCUGGCGGCGUGGCGCCUGCGGGUGGGGCCCCUAUCGCUGCACAGGGUCGCGGAGCUGCUGCCGGCCCACACGGCCGCCACGGCUCUGCAGGAGGUGGCUGGCGCGUUCUUCACCGCCGUCUGCAGCGGCUGCGGGAGGGGUGCUGCAGCUGCUGGUUUCGCCAUCCAGUGCCGUGAAGGCGCUCUUCAACGGGUCUACGACGGUGACGGAGUGAUACCACACUGCACCAAUAUAGCCAUGCAAAUAGCGAAAUUUUACUUAUUGGAGGUGUUCAGUGUUCAGGUCUACGUGCAAGGUACAGUUUAUCCAAAAUUCACAGUCACAUUUGUGACAGAUGGUUUAGCGAAGUACAUUUCAAAGGUCAAAGUGGUAUUUCUCUAUGGGAAAGUUUUCAUUGAGAAAUACGCACAACUACAGGAGUUUAUGAAAGCGCUAAGACAUGCUGAUAAAUACUUACGUGUGGCUCGCACGGAAGGGUUUAGUGUGUCUUCUCUCUUGAUCUGUCUGGCCCUCGAGCUGUGGGUGAGGCACAAAAUUCUGAACGAGCGCAUAAGGAACACCGUGCUGGCCCAGAUGGAGGAGAUUGAGGGCCGGCUGGUACUCGCGUGGGGUGAGGAGAGCGAGGACUGGGAGCUGGCGACGCGGCGUCUGCGGAUGGCGCACCUGUCGCUGCACAGGGCCGCGGAGAUGCUGCAGGCCCACACGGGGGUCACAGCACUGCUGGAGGUGGCGGGCGCCUUCUUCGGCGCCGUCUACAGCGCCUACGAGCUGGUGCUGCAGUUCGUUGUCCGGCCUUCCAGUGGGUCGCCGGUGCUCUUCAACAGGUCGAGCACGCUGGCGGCCAUGUGGCUGGUGCUCCACUCGGUGCAGCUGGUUGGGCUGUCGCUGUCGUGCGACCUGGCAGCUGGGGAGGCGCGACGCACGCGGGUGGUGCUGGCCCGCGCCGCUGCCCUCCUGGCCCCAGCCGCGGUACCAUCCGAACUGCGCGCCUUCCAGCAGCAGUUGGCAGCCCUGCCCGCACAGCCCUUCACUGCCGCUGGCUUACUUACCAUAGACAAGAGACUGCUCACCUCCACCAUCGCCGCAGCCGUCUCCUACCUCAUCAUCAUUGGCCAGAUGGCACACCACUAG
Messenger RNA from Schistocerca serialis cubense, 1305 nucleotides. RefSeq lists its product as uncharacterized. The transcript has 4 exons. Gene Ontology annotation, cellular component: membrane. The record is from RefSeq and is a predicted model, not a curated record. The coding region runs from base 1 to 1305 and encodes 434 amino acids. Gene Ontology annotation, biological process: sensory perception of taste. Lineage: Eukaryota; Metazoa; Arthropoda; Insecta; Orthoptera; Acrididae.